AUUCAUUUUCACUUUUUUUCAUGUUGCGGAGGAAUGUAUAAUUACUGUUGCUCCAGCUCCUAACUCUACAGUGACUUUACAGACCCCUAACUGGUACGAGGGACUGCCAGAAACUGUAUCUGUCUCAUGGUGAUGCCUUCUAAGCAAUUUGGGAAGUUAGCAUUUGCAAAAGACAGAAUGGCCAUUAUAUGUGAAACUGGACGUGCAUUUAUUAACAUAAAGGAACAGAAGUCUGCUGGGCCAGAUAUUGUUUUGAAAGAUUAUGAUACCCUUCCCAGCUCCAUUAAUCUUUUCUAUCCUUUCUGGCUUAACAUCUCUAACUGUAAGCCUAAGGUCUGGUCCAAGAAGCUUCAGAUACAGUUUUCUGUUAUGUUUAUCCAAACUGAAUCAGACCUGACAACAAUAUUAAUUGCAGCUUGUUCUGCUAUUGCAGCAGUUAUUUUCAUUAUUGGAGUAGCUGUUUACUGUGUCAGAAAAAAAGACACUUCUGGUUUGGCCAGUCCAGAGGCAAAUGUGGAUGUGUACCAGCCAUUUCAAGGCCCUAUGGGUGAACCUCCUCCUGUUCCACCACUUAAUCGUAUCAACAAAGAUAAAGAGUUGAAUAUUGAAUUGAAUAUACCAGCGACACAUUCUCCACCUCCCAACUAGCAGGGUGAAAGCAGGUUUUUUACAUGUAUGAUUUGGUAGCAGGAUCAUAGCCAUUUAUUACACUUCAACUGUUACUUCGCUAUGUUGCUUUGAUAUUUUUGUUGUCAUUUGAGGCUUACAAACUAAUAUGGACUUUGGACUCUUCAUCAGUGAAGGAGCUCGUUAUAUACCCCCCUUUGCUAAAGGGUACCCCCUCCACUGAUGAGAAUAGAUACUACACUUGAUCUUGGCCAAAAGGCAGAGAAGCAAUAGAAAUCGGUACACCCAAAAGAUCCAACACCUAAGCACAUGAAAAUGAAUGUGGUCUAUACUGUCCAUUGUAGUGAAGAGUGCUCAGAUAUAUACAUUGGGGAGACAAAACAACCAUUCAGUAAGAGAAUGGCCCAACAUAGGACGGCAAACUCCCCAGGACAAUACUCAGUAGUCGAUCUAUAUCUAAAGUAAAAGGGACACUCCUUAGAGGACAAAUUUUAGACCAAGAUGGUUUGAAAGAUAUAUGAAUGGGGGCCAUUUAUGCCAAAGUGGAAAAACCAUCCCUGAACAGAGGAAGAGGCCUGAGACAAUGCUUGUCAUCAACAUACAAUGUCGCUUUUACAUCCUUACCCAGCGGUUUCAUAACAAUUCACGCUUCCAGUCAUGUACAUUGAAAAAUUAACACCUGAUCAACGUACCAUUGUGACUGGAUCACACUUUCACACAUCUGUGAGUUUCAGCCAACACCAUCUAAAUAAAGUUCAAUGGAAGCAUUGUGA
Messenger RNA from Xenopus laevis (African clawed frog), 1400 nucleotides. RefSeq names its product CUB domain-containing protein 1-like. The transcript has 4 exons. The record is from RefSeq and is a predicted model, not a curated record. Bases 127 to 648 code for a protein of 173 amino acids. NCBI's taxonomy places the organism in Eukaryota, Metazoa, Chordata, Amphibia, Anura, Pipidae.